CCUCACCUCAAUCCAUCCCACCCGCGCACACGAAAGUACCUCUUUGGCAGCACUCUACACGAUCAACACCGUCAAGUUGGCGAAACUCAAGGAAAGCCCGAGCGGGAUGGAUCCCCCAUCGCCCUCCAAAUUCCCCAUGUCGCCCGGUAUGCCCAUCUUCGCCGUCAGCCCGGAACGCGCAGCCGGGACGAAGCCGCCAUAUGGCCCUCCAGCAGCGCAAUCGCCAUCCCUGCCGGACUUGCGCACGUCGCCGCUACGCAAACACCGACGGAAUGACUCGGAUAUCUCGGUCCAGGGCCUCGCGGCCAUGUUUGAGAACCUUGAGGUUAAGGACUUCAAGGAAGCUCAGGCCAAAUACGUGCAGGCUCUGCAGAGGCAGAAAACAAAACAUGCCAAUGAAGUCAGGCAGAUGGAGAAGGAACACGCGCUUGCCAUAGGCCGCCGCGAGGUGCGCAUUGAGGAGUUGGAUGAAGAGCUGCAGAGGCUCAAGGCAGCUAUGAAGGACGCCGUCUCCAAAGAAUCGUGGGAUGCGGCACGCCAAGAGCAGCGCGAGGCCAUUGCAAAAUGGGAGAACGCCAUGGCUGGUGUAGAAGAGCGUCGGAUAGCAGCAGCAAACAAGGCCUACAAGAUUGAUAAGCUCAAUGAUGCCUUGAAGACAAAAUGCCAGGAAUACAAAAAGGCGCAUCAAGAAGAGAAGGAGAAGAGGGAACACGCACAGCGCAUGCUCCCAACGUUCCAGGGCAAGAUCCAAGGUCUCCAGCGAACCAUCCAACGCACCGAGUCGGAUCUUAAAUAUCACAUGGCCGAGGCAGAGAAGUAUAAGUACCAAGUGUAUGGUUUGCAGGUUGACUUAGAGGCUGUUCGUGCUGAGCUAGGUGGCGAGGUUCAGACGCUGAAGGACAAGCUUCGACUGGUCGAAGGUGAGCGGGACGCGCUCAAGACGAGUCUCAAAGAAGAGGAGGUGCUACGUAUUGCCGCUGAAGGAGGAAUUGCCCUACCCGCUGCCACAAUUGAAGAGCACGACGAAUUCGGAUCGCCUGUCCGCUCGCCGCGCAAACAGCGCACUCCGGAGCGAGAUGAAGGCGACAAGGAGAACGUCGCGCCUAGAAAGGCUAUUGUAGAACUCAAGUUUGUACAGCAAGAGCUCACAGCAGAGAAGCGCCUGCGCCAGCGCGUUCAAGAGCAGGUUGAGUUCAUGAAGAUGGAGUGCCAGUUCCGAUGCUGCUCCUGCCGCAUUGCCGACAUGAAGGGGUUGGAAUACGUACACGACAAUAGCUACACGGCAGAAAUGGACCGUAUCAAGGCUUCGGUUCCAACGCCCCCUUCGAGCAAUCAUGGCGACGAUCCGAUGGAGGGAGUAGUCAUCAAACAGGAGUCUGUUGACGAAGAACACCCGUUUACUCCACCUGCAGAGGAGCCUCAGGCAGGGCAGAAUCCCGAAACGAGCGAACAGACUCUUGACACUACCGUUCUCGUGAAGCGUCCGCUUAGCAAUUCUCCGGAGCCAGAGAUAGCCUUCUCCCCUACCACAGGUACCUUCCGCUCCGUGGCAUCUCCCGUCAAGGCUCAGGUUCCUGCACACGCUGCUACUCCCGCAAAGCCCUCUCAUCUCGGGCUCUCUGCCAUCACCGAGCUCACAACGGAAUCGUCGCCGUGGACUCCAGAUGCCAGCAGCACGAUCAUUCCAAGAGAGACCGCAUCCCCGCCGCCAUUUCGAACUGCAUCUCGUCUUCAAUCCCGCGCCGAGGUGGUCAGCGGUAAUCAGGCCGAAGUCAAGUCAGCUGGCAUUUCCAUCCACGAAGACGUGGUACUCGACAGCGAUGAAGAGAACUCUGAGCCUCAGACCCCGCUUCAUGGCUCCUCUGGUCCAACCACGCCAGGACAAUACCUCAUGCGCACGAUUACGACUACAACGACUAUUCCGCUGCACUUCUCUCCUGUAACGCCAGCUACCAAGCCCGGAAACCAGCCUCUUACACCUUCGACCGUCGCACACGCUCCAUCAGAUGCCCGGACACCUGUCCUGGGCGAGCUGUCCCUGAAUAAGCUUCCGAUUGACAGAGAAGCCGCGCUGGAGGCUAUUCGUCAGCGACGAGGAAGAGCUCGGAGUAUGGCCGCGGGCCAUGGGACGCCGAGGAAGGGGAUGAUGGAGGGAGUCAAGGAGCGAAGAGACAUCAGCGCGCCAGUCUCGAGGGUACGGCGAUGACAAUUGAAGGAGUGAGAGGCUCCGUCGUAUCUUCUGAUGUGAUCGCGCGAAAACUCUUCUCUCGAUGUGUAGGAUUGUAUAGGGCCACCUUCCGGUUCGGGCUUCAAGGCUGUGUAGCGGCAUUACCAGGAGUUAGGGGGAGUAUUUCUCUGGCUUCUUUCUUCUUUCUGACCGACGGUCAUGGUUCUGCAUUGAAUUAUCAAGGUUGUCUAUUCGGCUUUGUCCUGGUUUGGCUGGAUACCACAGGGUGACGGUCAUGGAAUUCGUCGGUGUAGGCUAGUGUAAUAAGAGUUUUUUUAUUC
Trematosphaeria pertusa is the source of this 2508-nucleotide messenger RNA. RefSeq lists its product as uncharacterized. The transcript has 2 exons. The coding region runs from base 107 to 2206 and encodes 699 amino acids. The record is from RefSeq and is a predicted model, not a curated record. NCBI's taxonomy places the organism in Eukaryota, Fungi, Ascomycota, Dothideomycetes, Pleosporales, Trematosphaeriaceae.